Kickxella alabastrina is the source of this 684-nucleotide messenger RNA. RefSeq lists its product as uncharacterized. Gene Ontology annotation, molecular function: zinc ion binding; nucleic acid binding. Gene Ontology annotation, cellular component: nucleus. The coding region runs from base 102 to 551 and encodes 149 amino acids. NCBI's taxonomy places the organism in Eukaryota, Fungi, Kickxellomycota, Kickxellomycetes, Kickxellales, Kickxellaceae. The record is from RefSeq and is a predicted model, not a curated record. The transcript is spliced from 2 exons.
AUUUUUGCUGUUGUUCCUUGCUUACUUUAUUUAUUUGCCACCACAUCUUUAUCCUCUAUAUCCUCAGCGGGCCACUAACACAAACAAUUUUUUUUAUCAAAAUGGGUCGCAUUCGUCGUAAGCGCAUGCACUGCAACAACAAGGAGCUGCAUCACAAGUACAAGACCAAGCGUCGCACAAAGGACCUCGACCAAAUCCAAACUGACUUGUUGCCCGAGAACAAGCACCGCCUACUCAAUUUGCCGAGGACGAGGAUCUGCCCGCACUACUGCAUAGAAUGCUCUAGAUACUACACCGAAGACAAGAUGUUGGUAGAACACCGCCGCGGCCGCGAACACAAAAGGAGACUCCGUGAUCUGAAGGAUCCCGCUUACACACAGAAGGAGGCCGAGGCUGCCGCCGGUCUGACUACCGACAACGGACGCACCGUCUCUUCAUCCAUGCCUGGCCCCCAGUCGUUGCUCUCGCUGAAAGAGAAGAAUGACCAUGAUGCGGCGUUUAAGGCUGCUUCCGAAGAUAAGGUUAUGGAUACGGAGCAAUUGAGCACUUGAGUAUUUGAGCACACGAACACACAUAUUGGCCGACAGUUGUUGUCACCUGCAAUUGGUUUAGUAGAGUAAUUACAUUUUUCGCGCUCGUUUCUUUUGGAGGCUUCUUUUAAUAAAAAUUCACUGUGGAUAUUAA